AUGGCGGGGGAAGAGCUGGCGCGCAUCCCAUCUUGGGGAAACGAUCCCCGAAGAAAGGGCGACUAUGAACUUGCAAGUCCUUGCGAUCCUGUGGACAUCCCGCAAACUCUGCUCGAGCCGGUGCUGACUCGGUUUGCGUCGCAUCAUGGCUUCGUCGUCAGGUUCAACACCAAACUUGUGUCCUGGAAACAUGACCCCUCGGACGGAAAGUAUUUGGUCAACGUCUGGGAUGACCUUUCCAAGAUCCACUUCUCGAUACGAACGAAGUAUAUCUUCGGGGCUGACGGCGCCCGCAGCCUCACAAUCAAGACGCUUCAGAUUCCACUCAUUGCCAAGUCCGGGGGCGGUCUCGCAAUCAACGUACUGGUCAAAGCCGACCUUUCCCAUUUGAUGGAACACCGGAGCGGGAAUCUGCACUGGUUGAUGCAGCCUGACGUUGAUCAUCCGGAGUUUGGCUGGAUGGGCAUUGCACGAAUGGUGAAGCCAUGGUUCGAAUGGAUCUUCAUCCUCUUUCCCAGUCCCGGCUUCGAUGCAUCCGUCCCAAUUUCAAACGAGGCAUACAAAGGCCGCAUUCAAACGUUGAUCGGAGACGACACCAAUGUCGACAUCCUCUCGGUUUCUAGAUGGUAUGUUAAUGAUAUCGUCGCUGAGAGAUACUCAGAGGGUAAUAUAUUCUGCCUAGGUGACGCAGUUCACCGCCACCCUCCAAUGAAUGGACUUGGUUCCAACACCUGCAUUCAGGACGCUUUCAACCUGGCAUGGAAAGUUGCAUAUGUGGAAAAGGGCUUAGCGGGCCGCUCGCUUCUCGAUACCUACAACACCGAGAGACAACCAGUAGGAGUCAGCAUUGUGUCUCAAGCCAACGACUCCUUUCGAAAGCACUCCGCAGUUUGGAAGUCCUUCGGAAUGAUGGAACAAACAGUCGAAGAGCGCAGUGACGUCUUCAAGCUACUUUUGAGCCCUACAGGGGAGGGUCGAAAGGCACGCGAGAGCUUCCGUCAAGCCAUCACCGCUACGGCGCAUGAGUUUCACGGCCUCGGUAUCGAAAUGAACCAGCUCUACUCCAGCUCAUGUAUCUAUGUCAAGGAUGAGCCUCUUCCUUACUGCCCUUCCGAAAGAGCAGCCGAGGACGAUGUCGCGUACUACGACCCAAGCACGUAUCCGGGCCGCCGCUUGCCGCACGCCUGGCUCAACAGAGCGAUCCCAAGCAAAAUGGUGUCGACGAUUGACCUUGCCGGUCACGGAGCCUUCACUAUACUUACUGGGCCAGGAGGUAUGCUAUGGAAGGAGGCGGCAAAGGCUGUGGCCGCGGCAAGGGGCUGUGAGAUCAAGGUUUGGUCGGUAGGUUUUCGACAGGACUGGGAAGAUGUGUAUUUCGAUUGGGAUCGACUGAGGGGUGUUGAGGAGUCCGGUGCGGUGUUGGUCCGUCCUGACCGCUUUGUAGCCUGGAGAGCGCGCAAGGUAUCGAAUGACUUGGACAGCUGUGUUGAGAAGUUGUCGGAGGUAAUGAGGGUCAUUCUGGAUCCCGGCGACACAUAA
Molecule: messenger RNA, 1539 nt
Organism: Colletotrichum siamense
Lineage: Eukaryota; Fungi; Ascomycota; Sordariomycetes; Glomerellales; Glomerellaceae
Gene: tfdB-0
Product: 2,4-dichlorophenol 6-monooxygenase
Exons: 3
Coding region: 1-1539 (512 amino acids)
Molecular function (GO): FAD binding
Source: RefSeq, a predicted model, not a curated record